CAUACACAUCCUCCAUCUUACAUCUUACAUCUCUUUCUUUUUUGUUCCUUUUUCCCUAAUCGGCCAGCAUGUCAGCACCUCUUGGAAACGCCGCUGCUCAACAAACAACCUCCAAGUUCCAGGCUUUCCUUAACCACCCAGCUGGACCCAAGACCAUCUUCUUCUGGGCUCCUAUCGCAAAAUGGGGUCUCGUGCUUGCUGGUGUCAAAGACCUUUCUCGUCCGGCUGAGAAGUUGAGUGUGUCACAAAAUGUUGCUCUUGCGGCGACUGGUUUCAUUUGGGUGCGAUACUCUUUCGUCAUCACCCCUGUCAACUACUCCCUCGCUGCCGUCAACUUCUUCGUUGGUUCCACUGGUGUCGCUCAGCUUUAUCGAGUGUGGGAUUACAGGAGGAAAAAUCCUGGAGCCGUGUCAAGCGCCUAACGAUAAGAGCUGCUCAAGGGGAUAGUAGAUGGAGUUGGGAGAUUAGACUUGUUGUAGGGUACCCAUACCCAUCGGCCAAUUGUCAUGAACUCGCGUCGAACGCCUUGAUGGCCCUAAAAGGAUCACUACUGGUCAUUGUGGUGAAAUAAGUCGAAGAGAGAUCAUCUACAGGUGUUAAUCGUUGACUGUCAGAUAGAUUUGAAUUUCAAAUUGCUGCAGUCACAUAUAGGGCUACAUGUUCAAAAACCAAUCACUAAUAGCUAC
Cryptococcus deneoformans JEC21 is the source of this 686-nucleotide messenger RNA. RefSeq names its product mitochondrion protein, putative. Lineage: Eukaryota; Fungi; Basidiomycota; Tremellomycetes; Tremellales; Cryptococcaceae. Gene Ontology annotation, cellular component: mitochondrial inner membrane. The record is from RefSeq and is a predicted model, not a curated record. Gene Ontology annotation, biological process: pyruvate import into mitochondria. Bases 69 to 422 code for a protein of 117 amino acids. The transcript has 3 exons. Gene Ontology annotation, molecular function: pyruvate transmembrane transporter activity.